AUGGGAAACCAGAAUUCGAAAGGCUCUUCUUCCACAACCAACCCGAAAGAGGAGAUUGCCGUUGCACCUCGGCCUCAGCAGCAGCAGCCGCACUCACCGCUAUUGAUCCUGAAACCGCAACCGCAGCAGCCACUACCACCAGCUUCAUCUGAGAUGCCUCUUCUCCAUCCAUGUUACAAAAGAGAAGACUAUGAGAACAUGAGCGAAGAGAAAAUAGAUAUGCUUCUAGCGACUUACGGAAUCAUGACAGUGCCUGGCGAUUUGGCUGACAAAAGACAUUUGGCUUUCAAGACCUUCUGUUGGAAACAUAAUAACAACAAAAUGUCAGAUUACGUAAAGCCUAACCAGAAAUAUACCGACGAUUGGAUGGUCGUCAACAGUCACCCCAAAUCCUAA
Messenger RNA from Camelina sativa (false flax), 396 nucleotides. RefSeq lists its product as uncharacterized. The record is from RefSeq and is a predicted model, not a curated record. Lineage: Eukaryota; Viridiplantae; Streptophyta; Magnoliopsida; Brassicales; Brassicaceae.